Molecule: messenger RNA, 1809 nt
Organism: Clonostachys solani
Lineage: Eukaryota; Fungi; Ascomycota; Sordariomycetes; Hypocreales; Bionectriaceae
Source: the annotation of a GenBank genome assembly
AUGUCUCGAUCAAGAUCAAAGGUCAAUGUCGCCUUCGUGGAGGAUUGUGAAGGCUCCGAUGAUAGCUCUCCAGAAGGCAACGCGCGCAGCCGUGUCUACGCCAUGUCGGAGCCUCCAGACUCCCCUUCUCCUCCUCCCGCCAAAGAGAUCCCAAAUACUAGCAAGUCGCGCUCGGACAAGUACCGGUCUAGCGCUAGAAGGGGCACAUCCUCUGCAAGUAGCUCUGAUGGCACCGGACAUUCCUCUCGAAAGGGGAGGAGCGAGAAGCGGGAGAGAGAUACCCGCGAGUCUCGCAGAAAGGAAGCUGAUCGCCAAGAGGAGUUGAGAAAAAGAGAUAAGAAAGACGAAAGAAGACAAAAGGCAAUCGAGAGGGCCCAAAGGGAGUCUACCAAGGCUCUCAAAAAGGUCCGUCCUUCCGGGCCCAAGCAUUCUGCCACACAGCCGAUGAUGUCACCGCCAGACCACAGGUCUAACUACGACGACCAAUCGACCUAUGGCGUUCCUCAAUACGGUCCUCCUGCUGGCUCUCGUCCCCGGGCAAGCACCAGACCUGCAAGUUAUUACUCUGGGCAAUCUGCUCGCCCCCCACCCUCGGCAACGGGCUUUCCUCCAGGCCAUGGUCCACCACCGCCUCCAUCACCAUUCUCAGUCGGCACAUUUCCUCCGCCUCAGAUGUAUCCUAUGAUGCCUCCCCCUUCAAGCGUUCAUUCAGGACCGCCAACUCGCUCUCCAGGCGGAAUGUCGGCUUACUUUGACAAUGGACCCCCGCCAGCCUUGCAUGGCAGGGAUCUCCGCUCACGCUUCGAAACCAGACCGUCUUCGGCGUUGGGUUUCAGCCCAUCCCAGCGCAGCUAUCUGCAGGAGCAAUUUGCAUAUGACGACGAGCCAACCCAUAGGCCACCAACACGCACUUCUCGGACUAAGAAGCAUGAGAUUGAAGAUGAUAGAAAGCGAAUGCCUCCGCCAGAUUAUGUUCCCAUGCGACCAAGAACCACAGCAAACUCCUCGACACCCUUCCAUCCUCCUCCUAAUCGCCCAUCCUCUCGCCACGGCCGAACAGCGUCUAGGUCCAAGCCCUGCCGCAGAGCGCCUGGGUACGCGUACGAGGAUGACGACUUCUUGGGUGACGAUGGACUCUACCAGGACAUUAUGCUAGACAACGGCUCGUACGACUCUCGGCGGAUGGCAUUAUCUCGACCUCAACGUCGUGACUCAAUGUAUGAGGAUGACGACGAGGAAUACGACGUUGGUCCGAUCAAUGGUCGGAUGAGCAGACGCGGCAGCGUCUACAAUUCCCAUGCUCUUGGCACUGGAGGCGUCAGUCUAGAUGACAACAACAAGUACAUGAGCGCCCUCCGGUAUCAGGACGAUGUCUCCGGUGUAUCCCCCAUGCCUCUUACUGCGGAGAGCCUACGCAAGGCAAAUAGACGUGGUGAGGUGGCCAGCAGCCGAUCCACAAGGAGCAGUGGCAGCCACGAUGAUAGCGAUUAUAAGCGCAGCAAUACGACAGGCUUUACGCAAUCAUCGAAUGGCGAGGACUUCACUAUCAAAGUUUCGGGUGCAGCUGUAGUCAGGCUUGGCAACGCGGAGAUUGAAUGCGAAGAUAGCGAGAUUACCUUUAGUAACGGGAUGCCACGCUUCGGUGCUGACCAAGCUAGCACCAUCUAUCAACUUGAGGACAGCCGCAGCCGCAUCGAGCGAAAGGCUCUUCCUCACAGGCCUCGCGCGCCGAGCCACUCAGAGGCUCGAAGCCGAGGAUACGCACCAAGCCAUGCACCAUACGAGUCUCCUUUCCCGAGCUUUUACUGA